Messenger RNA from Biomphalaria glabrata, 1955 nucleotides. RefSeq names its product sushi, nidogen and EGF-like domain-containing protein 1. NCBI's taxonomy places the organism in Eukaryota, Metazoa, Mollusca, Gastropoda, Planorbidae. The transcript has 7 exons. Gene Ontology annotation, molecular function: chitin binding; calcium ion binding. Gene Ontology annotation, biological process: establishment or maintenance of epithelial cell apical/basal polarity; heterophilic cell-cell adhesion. Gene Ontology annotation, cellular component: plasma membrane; extracellular region; protein-containing complex. Bases 234 to 1025 code for a protein of 263 amino acids. The record is from RefSeq and is a predicted model, not a curated record.
CUCUUCAAGAAUGAUAUAGAAACUACCAUUAGUACCUCCAAGCCUACAUUCGCCAGGCGCCCCACUCCCGGGAAGAGAGAAUUCUUCAGGCCAAGUUAGCCAUCAUGAUCUAGCGUGUAAUUCUCUUUCUAUAGAAACUUUCCUUAAUCGGAAGAAGCCAGAGGUACUGAGAACAUUUUAGGUGCUGGUCAUUUAGCAGGGAUAUUAGUUUCAGCACAUAAAGAGAAUCAAGAAUGAGAUUAGCAUGUAUCACACUUGUGUUACUAUUGGCACAGAUGAGGUCUGCGCAGUCUCAGAUUGGGCCGUGUGACAAGGUCAACUAUCUGUACCGCCACCCGGGCGAUUGCUACAAAUUCUUGGCUUGCACCACAUACGGGGCCGUACCAAUGGACUGUCCGGCCAACCUGGUCUUCUACGAGAGAGAGCAGCGGUGUGAUUACAAGUACCUGGUGCCAGAAUGUCGAGAUAACGGAGACCCCAACCCUUGUUAUCAGAACAGAUGUUACCGAGGUUCUUGUCAGAUAGACUCGACCAAGUCUUUAGGUUAUACGUGUGUAUGUGAGCAGGGAUUUACCGGAACUGACUGCUCCAUAGACAUUGAUGAAUGCAGCAGUUCCCCAUGUCUCAACGGAGGCGCAUGUACAAACCUUCCAGGGAACUACUCUUGUACCUGCUACAAUGGCUACUCUGGGCCACGAUGUGAGAUCCCCCCAUGUUCUACCAGCACUUGUAUCCAAGGUUACUGUAGCUCUGCCACUCAGUGUACAUGCUACUCUGGCUACACAGGGGUCAAGUGUGACACAGCCCCUUGCCCCGUGUACCCAUGCCCAGUGGAUGUGCCCAGUUACAGCUACCCGUCCUGGGAGGACCUGAACUGUCAGUCCUACUACAACUGCAACAGGGGAUCGCUGGUCAAACGCACGUGCCCGUUCGGCCAGAAGUUCGACGUGGUUACGUUGGCCUGCCAGAACCAGAACGAGCCAGAUCGCUUCUUUUGUGAUAUCUUCAUCGGUUCACCAGUCUAGGAAACUUUGUUUUGUUUUGUUGUGUUGUUCGAUGUUGAUUACACUUUUUAACUAUUUCUUUUUUAAGUCUUAGAGGUUUGGAUAAAUGCUGUACAUUUAAACACUCUUUUAUUCCUUUUAAGGAUCUGUAGUUAGUGAUAAGCUAAUGAAAUACUCAGAUGAUAGUCAAAUAAUGAGAACCAUAGACAUAAAUAAAUAUAGACUGGCCGAAGGAAGUUACUUCAUGUAACUUGAAAACAUGUAUAUCUAUUGUAUUCGGAUUUCCGAAUUAUGAAAAAUUAUAUGAUCUUCAGUGUUAGAGAUUUAAAAAAAAACACUAGUGAAAAUAAUGUAAUACUUAUAUAGGUUAUGGCUGAAAUAGAUAUGAAUACUUAACGUUUAUACUGCUCUUAAAUGCUGUAUAAUAAAGUACACAAAAUUGCAAGUCACAAAUUUUCGUUUCAUAAAACUCUCCAGUCUAUAUUUAUUUAUGUCUAUGGUGAGAACAUGAUCAAAGUUCGAAAAACAUUUCCAUCAUUAUGAUAAGAUAUUGUUUCGUUAAUAUUAAUCUCAAUUUUUAAUGAUCGAUUGGCCUAUCUCAAAUGUUCAUGUGUGGUUGACUUAACAGGCUCAGACAACUCUUAAUCGACAAUCUCAACUCAAAACUUUAAAUUUAAGAAAAUAUUAUUUCCCCUUUUGUUUUAUUCAUAAGGGUACUUGGACCAACACGCGAUUUCACCAUUGAGAUUCGGUCCUCGGUGAUUCAGUAAGGGUUUGGACCUCAAGUUUUACAUUUAAAUUAACUUACAGAUACAUUUUAAUUUAAAUACAGUGUCUAUAUAUUUUUAUAUUUGUUCCAUUAUCGGGUACGAAUUCACUCAUUAAAUGUACAUUUUUUGAAAAGAUGUUAAUAAAUUUGUUGCAUUGUCGGCAGGCAGAUUUUGACAAUAA